Messenger RNA from Lycium barbarum (goji berry), 2448 nucleotides. RefSeq lists its product as uncharacterized. Lineage: Eukaryota; Viridiplantae; Streptophyta; Magnoliopsida; Solanales; Solanaceae. The transcript has 6 exons. The record is from RefSeq and is a predicted model, not a curated record. Bases 1 to 2448 code for a protein of 815 amino acids.
AUGGAGCCUUUUCAGGAUGCUACAGAAUUAGACUGUUUUAGAAGAAGAUUGGAACAUCAAUCAGCCUUUGCUAACUGCACAGGCAAGAUUUGGUUGUUUGUUAUGGAAGAAUGGGAAGUUCACUUAGUUGAGGAUCAUGCUCAACAUCUGACAAUAAGAGUAGUACAUCAACAGAGAAGGCAGGAGGCUUUAGUCUCAAUGGUGGGAAGUGACUUUAAUGUGGUUUUGUAUGAUGAAGAGAAGUUAGGUGGUUUGUCAGUAUUGUUUCAAAAGACUGAAGACUUUGCAGCUUGCAUAAAUGACUGUCAUUUGUAUGAUCUGGGAUAUAUAGGCAGCACUUUCACAUGGUGGAAUGGCAGAUCAGAUGCAGCUACUAUUUCUAAGAGAUUAGAUAGAAUCUUGAGCAAUCAAAAGAUGAUAGAUCAGGCCCCUCAAAUGAUUGUCACUCACUUGAUCAAAAAAGGCUCAGACCAUUCACCACAUGAGUUGCAGAUAAGGCAAGAAACUGAGAGGAUCAUCAAGCCUUUCAAAUGUCUAAAUUUUUCAGAUUUCUCAGGAAAUCCUUUUCUCAUAUUUCAGCACAAACUGAAGAAGUUGAGGAGAGGACUAAUGGAAAGGAGUAAGGGAACUUAUGGAAACAUUUUCCAGAAGGUUACCACUCUAGAAGAGGUGAUUCUUGCACAUGAAUCUCAGUUUGAGGCUGAUCCAUCAAUGGAGAACAGAGCUCAGUUGCAUAGAGUUCAGGCUGAACUUAGUAAAUACUUACAUUUAGAAGAGGCAUACUUGAGGCAAAAGUCAGGCAUGAAGUGGUUCAAAGAUGGGGAUAGAAAUACAAGAUUCUUCCACUCUUAUGUAAAUGGAAGAAGAAAGAAGCUUAGGUUAACCAAUAUUCAGAAUGGGGAUGGAGAGUGGCUAAAUACUAAUCAACAUGUUCCAACAGUUAUUACUAAGGAACAUAAUCAUGAACUGGUGGAUUUACCUUCUGAGGAGGAGAUCAAAUCAACUUCUUUUGGACUUAGUGGGGAUAGUGCAAGUAGAGCUGAUGGUUUCACUGGCUGUUUUUGCCAACAUUGUUGGAACAUAGUGAAGGAGGACAUUAUCAAUAUGGUAAGAGCCUUAUUUGUUGGAUAUGAACUUCCCAAGUUCAUUACUCAUACAAACCUGGUACUGCUGCCAAAGAACGACAUAGUUGAGACUUUUUUUGAUCUCAGACUAAUCAGCCUGAGUAACUUUAGCAAUAAGAUCAUCUCAAGAGUACUACAUGAAAGGCUGGUUCAAUUUUUGCCACUGUUAAUUUCCAGUAACCAGUCAGGCUUUGUGAAAGGGGGGAGCAUAGUAAAAAAUGUGUUGUUAGCACAAGAAAUAGUCAGAGAUAUUUCUAAAAGAACGAAAACUGCAAACAUGGUAGUUAAACUGGAUAUGAUGAAAGCAUAUGACAGGGUUUCUUGGUUGUUUUUGACUAAGGUUGUUUCAAGUAAUUGGUACUCAGUGCUCAUAAAUGGAAAACCACAUGGUUUCUACACCUCUUCAAGAGGAGUUAAACAAGGAGAUCCACUAUCUCCUAUUUUGUUCAUUAUAUCAGCAGAAGUUCUCUCUAGAAAGAAAGAAUCAGUUAAGCUGAUGAUGAAGAAAAUUCAGCAGUAUGAGAAAGUGUCUGGACAGUUAGUCAAUUUGAUUAAGAGUGCUUUCUAUGUUAAUCAUAAAGUUUAUCAAACUAUGGUCAGAAGAAUAAUGGGAAUUACUAAGAUCAGAAAGGGAUCCUUUCCUUUUACUUGUCUUAGUUGCCCACUAUACUAUGGCAGAAACAAGAUUGCAUAUUAUGAUGACAUAAUAAAGAAAAUUGGCAAAAGAAUACAAUCUUGGCAUGGGAAGAUGUUGUCCUAUGGUGGAAGGGUUGUAUUAAUUUCAAAUGUCCUACAGAGUAUGCCUUUGCAUAUUCUUUCUACUAUGAGCCCACCAAUUGGAGUGAUCAGACAUAUACGCAGGCUUUUGGCUAGAUUUUUUUGGAAUUAUAAAAGUGAUACAAGGUGCAGACACUGGAUCAAAUGGGAGGCUGCUUGUCUACCAAAGGAAGAGGGUGUCCUUGGUUUUAGAUCAGUUUUUGAAAUGUCAAAUUCGUUGUUCUGCAAAUUAGGGUGGAACCUAAGAACAAAGCCUUCUCUAUGGGCUUCAUUCAUGAUCAACAAGUAUUGCAAGAAAUUGCAUCCUUUGAUAGCCAUUACUAGGGGAGGAUCAUGUACAUGGAAGAAGAUGAUUCUUGUCAGAGAUUUAGUUGAGCAUCAAAUUUGGUGGCAGAUAAGACAGGGAGAUGCUAGUUUCGAGUUUGACAACUGGACUUCACUAGGUGCCUUAUAUCAUGUUGUGGAAGAAAAUCAUACAGAAGAGGAGAUUGAAGUGAAACAGUUUAGUAGUGGAGGAGAAUGGGAUUUGAUUUCUUUGAGAGAAUAG